AUGCGCCCGGUCCAGACUCUCCAGAAGAUUGUCUACCCGGAGGACGUCUCCUGCAAGUUCAACGGCCGCACCGUCACCGUCACCGGUCCCCGCGGUACCCUGACUCGCACCUUCGACUACGUCUCCAUCGAGCUUAAGCACAACAAGGCCUCUCGCACCAUCAGCGUUUGCGUCUGGUUCGGCCACCGCAAGCAUGUUGCCUGCGUCAACACCAUCGUCACCCACAUCAAGAACAUGAUCACCGGUGUGACCAAGGGCUUCGAGUACAAGAUGCGCUACGUCUACAACCAUUUCCCCAUCAACGUCAUCGUCGAGGGUGGCAAGUCCGUUGAGAUCCGCAACUUCCUGGGUGAGCGCCGCGUCCGCGUCAUCGAGAUGCUCGGCGAGACCGUUGCUGCUCCCUCCUCCAUGAAGGAUGAGCUCAUCCUCACUGGUAACGACAUCGACCACGUCUCCCAGUCCGCCGCCUCCAUCCAGCAGGCCUGCCUUGUCAAGAACAAGGAUAUCCGUAAGUUCCUUGACGGUAUCUACGUCUCUGAGCGCGGCACUGUUGUCAAGGACGAUUAA
Molecule: messenger RNA, 567 nt
Organism: Fonticula alba
Lineage: Eukaryota; Rotosphaerida; Fonticulaceae
Product: 50S ribosomal protein L9e
Exons: 2
Coding region: 1-567 (188 amino acids)
Biological process (GO): cytoplasmic translation
Cellular component (GO): cytosolic large ribosomal subunit; ribosome
Molecular function (GO): rRNA binding; structural constituent of ribosome
Source: RefSeq, a predicted model, not a curated record